This is a messenger RNA of Exaiptasia diaphana, 785 nucleotides long. RefSeq lists its product as uncharacterized. The coding region runs from base 1 to 324 and encodes 107 amino acids. The record is from RefSeq and is a predicted model, not a curated record. The transcript is spliced from 4 exons. Lineage: Eukaryota; Metazoa; Cnidaria; Anthozoa; Actiniaria; Aiptasiidae.
AUGAAUGGAUAUGAAUGGACGAACAGAAAGGACGGACCGGUUGAGCGGUAUCCGAGCGAUAUACUAAACGCCAAACUACUUUCGUAUUCGUUAUCUACGAACUGUACGGAUCAAGAACAUUACAGAGAAUUAUCGACGAAACUUGGUUGGGACCUUAGUACUAGCCAGCAGCACGCCUAUGUAUCCAAAAUAUGUGGCGCUGUCCCUGACAUGUGCGUGCGUGGCUGCUGUGGUCGAGUCGAUUGUAACAAAGUUCAAAAUGAAGCCUUGGAGGAGGACAAAAAAGAGGAAUUUUCUGAUCCUUGUGACAUGUUCCGAAGAUGAGAAAGGGAGACUUUUCGACUUUUUAAAAGAUUAACAUGAAUUCGAUUCACACACCAAAAUUUAACAUUUUAACCCAUAGAAGCAUUAAUUUACUAUAGUUUUCAUGAUUUUGUUUCUUUUUUUUUUGAAAAACAUCUAAUAAUCAUUAAAAAUGGAUAAUCAUUAAUGAUACCAUAAGAAAUUGACUGAAACAGAGCCCUUUUAUGCCACUUUUAGUCACCGGAAAUUUUCAAAUGUGAGCCGAAGGUCAGCGGUUAUUCAAACAAAAACAAGAUGGCGGAUAGGGAAAUUACUAGAGAAUUUUAUCGUACUUUCGAAGGCCUUURUGAAAAAACUGCAGGUUUUUAGAAGUGAAAACAAGCAGAUUUGCAUUCAGUAAGUAAAAAACUAUAAAUUUAUGUGAUUUCAAAGUAGUUUGUGAUGUGGGCAGCGAAACUGAACGAUAAUCGACCACAGAAUAC